AUCACAAGAAUGAUUUUAGAUGAAGUAGGAUAUUGAUCAAGAGCAAAUCAAGAGCAGAUUACACUAUACAUUACUUUCAGGCACCAAAAUCAAUACACACAAUGGAUGGCCUUUCGUCAAAGAAGCUCGAGCAUGAGCAAGAGACUUAUAGACAAACGGCAGACUUGUCCGGACCUCCUCCUCCAGCUUACUCCACAGUGGAUGCACAAGAUGAGACCAUGAAUACCUCAAAAUACCCCCCACAGUCAUACCACCAACAAGCCCCAACCCUCACGCUGCAAACCGAAAAUACCAAAUUCCUCGGUCAAGCAAUGCGCAUCUACGACCUCUCCAACCCUUUUCAAAAUAUAUACGAAAUAAAAAUCAAGACUCUCGGAAUGGAUCUCUAUUUCUAUCGACCCGGUGCAAACCAGAAGGGGCAGGAAUUCGCGACGGUGAAAUUUCAUAAAUUAUCCCUAAAGAUGGAUAUUACGUUACCGGAUACUCCCAUGUUUACUCUUAAAUGUAAGCAGGGAUGGAAUUAUAAGGUUUCAUACCCUUCGCCGUCUUUUCAAGGGGAGAUGGUGAGCUGGAAGACGAACUACCAUUUCAAGACUAUGGAUUUUGAGUUAAGGGACGCGAAAGGAAUAAUGCUUGCGAGACUCAAAGCGAGCAAUUGGAACUGGAAGAAGACGAGUCAGAUUGAAAUAUUUGGGGGCCAUGUAAGCGGUAAUCAAAAGCUUAUGGAUGAAAUUGUGGUUACCGGAUUCGGGUUACUGGAGUAUGUGAUCGUGAUGAAUGCCGUUACUAUCACAGCUUCUUAA
Talaromyces stipitatus ATCC 10500 is the source of this 803-nucleotide messenger RNA. RefSeq lists its product as uncharacterized. Bases 102 to 803 code for a protein of 233 amino acids. The transcript has 2 exons. The record is from RefSeq and is a predicted model, not a curated record. NCBI's taxonomy places the organism in Eukaryota, Fungi, Ascomycota, Eurotiomycetes, Eurotiales, Trichocomaceae.